AUGGCGGAGCGAUGGCGUCCCGAAACCCAUAUGUUCCACCUUGCGGAGGGGGAAAUGACGAUCACCCUCAAAGACGUGGCGAUCUUCACCGGGCUGCCUAUUUCUAGAGAUGCCAUCAUUGGUUCCACUACCAAACCCGAAGGAGGUUGGGGGCCGCUCAUUCGUGAUCGUUUGGGCUUGGACAUGCCGACCACCACACCAAUUCAAGGACGGGGGCAUCCACCGUUGAAUGCGGGGCAAGUGUCGGUCCCGUGGCUGGUAACUCACAUCCAGGUUGAGGUGGAAAUCAAUGACGAGACUCCGGAAGAACAAGUGGAGCGCUACGCCCGCAUCUACCUCAUUGGUUUGGUGGGUGGAUUUCUGUUCCCCGACAAGUCGAACCGGUGGAUUCAAGGCAUAUGGUUGGAAUUGCUCACUGGUGACUAG
Messenger RNA from Linum tenue, 426 nucleotides. NCBI's taxonomy places the organism in Eukaryota, Viridiplantae, Streptophyta, Magnoliopsida, Malpighiales, Linaceae. The record is from the annotation of a GenBank genome assembly.